This is a messenger RNA of Echinococcus granulosus, 804 nucleotides long. Its product is annotated as Glyoxalase domain-containing protein. The transcript has 5 exons. NCBI's taxonomy places the organism in Eukaryota, Metazoa, Platyhelminthes, Cestoda, Cyclophyllidea, Taeniidae. The coding region runs from base 1 to 804 and encodes 267 amino acids. The record is from RefSeq and is a predicted model, not a curated record.
AUGGAAGUCCUUCGUCAUGAAGAAUUUGUCGAGGGCUGUAAAGCUGCGUGUAAUGGCCCCUACGACGGCAGGUGGAGCAAAACGAUGAUUGGUUACGGACCUGAGGAUAAUCAUUUUGUUCUUGAACUAACCUAUAAUUAUGGAAUUGGCAGUUAUCGGCAUGGCAACGAUUUUGUGGGUAUCCACAUUUACUGCCCUAAGGUCUACAGACGCAUUAUAUCUGAAUCUACUUUGCCCAAAGUAAAACAUGAGGGCUUCCUUGAAGUUAAUGAUCCAGCUGGUUAUCGCUUCUUCAUUCAUGAUAAACAGUCUAGUUCGCAUGAUCCCGUGAGGAAGCUCGAGCUUGCCUCCACUAAUAUUCACCGGUCGAUUGAUUACUGGUCGAAAAAGUGUGGCAUGAAGUUACUGGAAUCGUCGGACAAACAUGCGCUUCUCAGUUUUGGUGAUGGUCAGUGCCAACUGCAGCUGACGCUCGGUGAACAGCCGAUCGAUCGUGGUCAAGCCUAUGGCAGAGUUGCUUUUUCUUGUCCUAGAGAUAGACUCGCACCCCUACAGGACAAGAUGGACAAAGGGGGCGAAACAGUUGUCACGAGACUAGUCAGCUUAGAUACCCCUGGGAAGGCCACUGUUGAGGUUAUAAUCCUCGCUGAUCCUGAUGGCCACGAGAUCUGCUUCGUGGGUGAUGAGGCAUUUUGUAGUCUCUCGCAGGUUGACCCGAAGGCCGAUGAACUGUUAGCAGUAGCAAUGUCCGAGGACUACAGCGAUGCCUGGUUCCAAAAACGUGGUGGCAAAAAAACGCAUUGA